UGCAACGAGGAGGCACGCCCCGCUGACCUUGGGACACCCCGCAUGCCCCUCGCUCCACAGCUGGCGGCACCACCGCCGCUGCCGGGAGCAUCGGCCCAAACCUCUUCCGGCAAACAGUCAGCAAGGGUACCCGCGGCCAUCUCCCGGUGCCUGCAAGCUGUUCCCACUACCGUUUCUUGCAAGGCGUCUUCUCAAGAGGUUACACACCCAAGUCGUCUUAUCUGCCACCGCCGCCCAUCUCUUACUAUAACAAGGACGACGCGGCCAUCAUACGUCUGGCGGCAGUGUACCGGCUCCCGCAACCGCGGCCGCUCAUUUUGCUGGGUCAGCAGUUUUUCAACCUCCAUUGCGAGUCCUCCGAUGUCAGCCCAUCCCUCACCUCUCACCGCCGCUGUGGCCGCGGCCGAGGUUUCCUGACGCGCCUACAACGACUGCACGUCACCCAGGGCAUCACAAGCCGUCGCCCUCUCCACUACAUCAGCUGAUUAAUCUUGGCCGCAGAAUUCGUUCACCCCCGGGUUCGUCUGCAUACUUACAACCCACUCAAGGUUCAAGGACACCCUCACCAGCAUCCCCUCGCACCAGCCGCAGUAUUACAGGCUCAAAAUCAUGAUGUUGCGUUUUCUGACCAUCUUGUUGUCCCUCGGCUCCCUGCUUGCAACAACACCCAUCCACCUGAAGCCUGGUGCCCUCACGGCACACAUAGGAGAGGUCUUCCUCAUAGAAGAUGUGCUCCUCGUAAAAUAUCCAUAUACUUCCUUGACCAACACCACGGACACAAUCAGGAUAGUCUCAGAAAAACUACUCGGCAUGGCAGACGCCAUCCGGGCUACCAAGACUAGGGAAUCAAAGGCUCCUUCUAGUACCAACUCUCUGACUCUUUUUCAACUACUGGAGGAUAGGAUUCUGUUCUUACGGGGAAAGGUUGAUGAGGUAAACAUGGAUUAUAGUUCUCACUCAGUUCACUCUCGGGUUAAGAGGGGGUUGCUCAACAUCGUUGGGUCCGCCUCAAAGUUCCUCUUCGGUACGGCAACCGACGGGGACGUUCGCGAUUUGCGGGACCACUACGCUCAUGUACUUUCCUUUGCUGCUCGAAAUCGCAGGGUGAUCAACGCCAAUUGUAGGAAACUUGCGCAAUUGCAUACUAACAUUGCGGUACUGCUAGAGCAGACAAAUAAGAUGGUAGAGGUUAUCAACAUAGUUGUCAAACAGAUCGACCAGGUGAAUCAGUUUCUCCUCCUAGAUCAGGCCUUGCAUGUAUUGGAAAACGUCAUUAACUCCGUCGCAACGGCAAAUCAGCAGGUUAUUAGCAACGUGGUUGACGCAGCGCACGGUAGAGUCACACCUGCCUUGUUCCCUCUACACGAUUUGAGAACGACUGUCCAGAUCGGGUAUCAAAAUUAUAGCCUGACGCCUUUAUUCACCCCGGACAUGAGUCAAUAUUUUUACCCCUUGAUUGAGUCCAGCCUCACCCCUGAUGCCAUAAUCAUUCAUGUUCCGUUUCAGACGGCGGACGUGUUUGAGGCACACGAAAUGGGCCCGUUCCCGUUUUCGGCAAAGGACAGUGUGUUGGCCCUGGACACGUCCCCGUCUCUUGUUCUAAUCGCGAAGGAUUUCGCUCUGUAUUCAACGGGUAGCUACUCACUCUUGCAGUAUUGCAAGGAGACGGUCUUCGGGCGAUUCUAUUGUUCUGCGUCUCUCUUUGCCUUCCUUCCAGUUCGGGGAGGGGUAUGCGAGAUCGCCCUCACCCGCGUGAACGCGUCUGACGCUCUUUCCCUGUGCCCUUACAAGCAGCUAACACCAACGCCUGUUUUCCAUACGAACUUUCAGGGUCUGCAUUAUUUUUAUUUCCCUCAGUCCUUCUAUGUAUCGGUCAUCUGCCCGGAGGGUACCACUUAUCAACGGGUUACUGGUCACUAUGCCAUAGCGGAAGCAUGCUAUAUCCGCUCCACUAACAUAACAACGUACCCGUCCCGGAUUCGUCUGGUUUUCACGGCCAAUAUUUCCCAUCGAGUGUUUCCUCUACGGUCUCUCGAUGACAUUCAUUUCUCCAGCAUCUCGUAUGUGACUAAUUCCCUUAAUUCAUUGUCUUUCGCGAACAAAACAGAGUUUGCGGAAACCCUGGAGGAAACGCUGCCUGAUUAUUUGCAUCUCCCCUACCUGUACCCUGGAUUUUUUGUACCAAUGUUUCUGAUGUUCGUCAGUCUCGUCGUCAUGUGCUACCUUAUUAGGAGAAACUCUGUCCUGCACGAUUAUUUGGUUGUGCAGACACGGCGACUGGAUGCAGGGAGGCCACUGGCAAGGUAGUUUUUCCUUUUCUCAGACAAGUCAGGGGACAGAAACCUGGCUGCUCCUAUACUUAACAUUGUACUGUGUUUCACUACUGUAUUUUUUUUUAGGAGCUAGAUCAACGUUUCAUUGUCUGUAACUAUGCCAGUUGAUAGUUUCUUAUACAUGUGUCCUUAUAUUUAUCUUUUGAGAGGUUUCUUAUGUUUCAUGUCACACACGUUGUGGUUUCCCUCUCCCUAUUUAUAUUAUAAUUCCACAUCUGUUCUUACAUAGCCAGUGUUUUAAUAUAAUUGUGUCAUAGGCAGUCUGCUUGACAAACUCCCACUAUGUAUGUUCAUGGUACCUAGACUGCUAUUUCGAUUUUUAUAUAUCGCGAGGUCGCGAUCACUGGUAGGUGACCGAGCAGUGUUAUAGUAGGAUAUCAAUGUAUUAUUAUUAUUUAAUAUCACCACGAAUUAGGCAUACAAUUGUCAAUGGAAAAACCCACGACAGAUAGAUCACGCCACCUUAUAGGAAUGUCGUCCGUCAGUGUUUACCGUCUCAGUUUUGUAUACUUAGCACUCCGAUGGUGCGUGGAGGUCACCUUGACAUACGUGACCAAUUGUAACAAUUAUUUUCCAACCUGUAACUCGCCGACUCCUUCACGAGAGUCCGACUGACACACAACGACAGUCGCUCUCGCUCCGUCGCUUCUUGUACAUAAAGGCUACGAAUAUAAUUCGCCUUAAGGAAGCUGAAGUCUUAAUCAACACCCUUUAAACGCCCCCCGACA
This is a messenger RNA of Eriocheir sinensis (Chinese mitten crab), 3061 nucleotides long. RefSeq lists its product as uncharacterized. NCBI's taxonomy places the organism in Eukaryota, Metazoa, Arthropoda, Malacostraca, Decapoda, Varunidae. The transcript is spliced from 3 exons. The record is from RefSeq and is a predicted model, not a curated record. The coding region runs from base 610 to 2307 and encodes 565 amino acids.